This is a messenger RNA of Pichia membranifaciens NRRL Y-2026, 1335 nucleotides long. RefSeq lists its product as hypothetical. NCBI's taxonomy places the organism in Eukaryota, Fungi, Ascomycota, Pichiomycetes, Pichiales, Pichiaceae. Gene Ontology annotation, biological process: lactate metabolic process. The coding region runs from base 1 to 1335 and encodes 444 amino acids. Gene Ontology annotation, molecular function: FMN binding; L-lactate dehydrogenase (cytochrome) activity. The record is from RefSeq and is a predicted model, not a curated record. The transcript has 2 exons.
AUGAGAUUGGGCCAUCUACUGAAAGGUAAUGAUACGAAAAGAAAGAGUAAUCGCAGAAUUAUCGUGAUAGAAGAUGACGUUGAUGAUGAAGACGAAGAAGAUGAAGACGAAGAAGAAACAAGCGAAGAAAGAGAGGAAAGACUAGAGAAGGAAAGACAAGACAGAAUCAAAAACAAACCCCCUCUUAGUCAAAUUUUCAAUAUCUCUGAUUUCGAGUUUGUGGCUAAGCAGGUUUUGCCACUAGGUACUUGGGGUUACUACUCGACUGGAUCUGAUGACGAGUUUUCCCUCAGAGAAAAUCACUAUGCUUUUGGCAGGAUUUUUUUCCGGCCAAAAUGCUUGGUCGAUGUCACCAAGGCUUCGACUGAAAGCGGUGAAAUCUUUGGUGCCACCUUCGAUGCUCCUUUCUAUUGUACAGCAUUUGCAGGAUCUCCAAUGGCACAUCCAGAUGCCGAAAAGAAUCUAAUUCUUGCUGCGGGUAACGAAAAGAUCCCUUAUUUGGUGCCAAUUCAGUGCUCUUACCCGUUGGACACUUUCAUGUCGUUUGCAAAACCCGGCCAGGAGAAUUUCCAUCAAGUCCAUUUUUACACUGAGGAACAACUUAAAAAUGCUCCUGAAUAUUUCAAAAACAUUGAAGACAAUUAUCCAAACAUAAAAGCUUUUUUCAUUAACGUCGAUUUACCAUGUUUAGGUAACAGAGAAAAAGAUUCCAAGAUAAGGGCUGCCCUGGAUCCAUCUGUCAAUGACGGUUUAUCACUCUUUGCAGCCCCAACAAUCAAAUACUUGAAUCUAACAUGGAAUGAUAUGGAAAAGUUGAAAAAUUCGACUAAGAUUCCUAUUGUUUUGAAGGGUGUUCUUCGUAAAGAAGAUGUUUUAAAAGCUGCCGAGCUUGGAUUAGGCGGGUGCUUGUUAUCGAAUCACGGUGGCCGUCAAUUGGAUUUUGCAAUGCCCCCAAUCGAAAUUCUUGCUCAAUCACGUAAAUUGUUGCGUGAAAAUGGAAUCAAGGAUGAAGAUUUCAAAAUGUUCAUCGAUGGUGGUAUUCGUCGUGGUUCAGACAUCAUCAAAGCAUUGUGUCUAGGAGCUGAUGCCGUUGGUUUAGGUAGACCGUUCCUAUAUGCAAUGGCCUCUUAUGGUCAGCCGGGGGUGGAAAGAGCAAUGCAAUUGUUGAAAGAAGAAAUGUUGAGAGAUAUGAAAUUACUCGGUGUUAAUAGUGUAAAGGAAUUGAACGAAGAUAUGGUGGAUAUUGAAUCAUUGAAAUUCAAAGGUAUCUCUUCUUCUGACAUCUUGUAUAACUCCAACUACACUAAUAUGCCUCCUCCUCCAUUCACAAAAUAG